This is a messenger RNA of Haemonchus placei, 1476 nucleotides long. The record is from the annotation of a GenBank genome assembly. Lineage: Eukaryota; Metazoa; Nematoda; Chromadorea; Rhabditida; Trichostrongylidae.
AUGUUAGUGGAAGAGUCUAUGAACGGUGCUCGCCAGCGCAAUUUGCUACGAUACAUGCUCAACUCGAAGGUAUUCAAAUUCGGUGAUUUCGAACUGAAAAGUGGAAUGAGGUCGCCAAUUUACAUAGAUUUACGAGAGUGUUUUGGGUAUUCAGACAUCAUGGAUCUCGCAUCGGAUGGUCUCAAAUCCUUAAUAGAGAAAGCGGAUAUAUUAGUGGAUGGGAUCGUUGGAGUACCAUAUGCUGCAUUACCUUAUGCAACGUUGGUGUCGUGCCGUCUUAGAAAACCGCUCUUAAUUGUUCGCAAGGAGGCGAAGGAUCACGGUACCAAGAAAAUGAUCGAAGGCCUUUAUCAGAAAGGUAAUCGAGUGGUUAUCAUCGAAGAUGUAGUUACAACUGGAGGGAGUGUAAAAGAAGUGGUGAAAACAUUACGUGGUGUGGGUCUUGUGGUAGAAGAUGUGUUCUGUUUGCUCAAUAGGGAGCAGGGCGGUCCCAAGAAGCUCGAAGAAGAAGGAAUUACUCUUCACAGCCUUUUCAACAUGGAAACUGUUCUCUCCUUUUUGCUCUCCGUAGAUGCCAUCGACAAAGAGACUUCAUUGGGAAUCAUCGAGGCACUGAACCUUCCCUUCAAAGAAGUGAAGCGUUUUGAAAUCUCUCCCGAAAUGGAAAAUUUGGCGUCUUUCCCUAUGUCCAAUUUGGGUCGCCUUCCACUAGAAGAACGUGCAAAGGAAGCUAUGUGCUCUAUGAACAAGAGGAUUUUCUCUCUUAUGUUAAAGAAAAACUCGAAUCUCUGUCUAGCUGUUGAUUACACUGAAGCGGAAAAGAUCCUCGAACUUGUUGACAAAGCCGGUCCUUUUGUCGUAGCUGUCAAAGUUCAUGCUGAUGCUAUAGUGGACUUUUCGAAAGAGUUCACAACACGGCUGGUCCGACUGGCAAAUGACCAUGACUUUGUGAUUUUCGAGGACAGGAAGUUCGGUGAUACUGGGAAUACUAACCUCCUACAACUGAAAGGCGCUCUUCGUGUGGCCGAAUGGGCUGACGUUGUUACUGUUCAUAUAGUCCAAGGGUGUGACUCGAUAGGAUCGGUGUUUCGUCAGGUUAUACUCGAUCCCGCCUACCGCCUUAGUGGGGUGCUUCUUAUUGCCCAACUGAGCACAAAAGGUUCGCUCACAGCUCUUCCCGGCUACACGGAAGCUGCUGCGGAAAUGGGUGAAGCGAAUCGUGAUGUCGUCUGCGGUUUCAUAUGUCAGGCUCGUGUUUCGCCCCAUCCAGACAUGCUUCAUUGGACUCCAGGGGUGAACUUGGACUCAACUUCUGACAACAAGGGGCAACAAUGGAGAGGCGUAGACGAGGCCAUUGGGCGUCAACAGAACGAUAUCGUAAUAGUUGGACGAGGAGUGACCGCAAGUGCCAACCCCAUACAAGAGCUAACCCGAUAUCGGGAACAGGCUUGGUCUGCGCUGGUUCUGAAGAAUUAG